UCUGUCCUUCCGCCAGCGCCGCCGCCGCCGCCGCCGCCGCCAUGAGGGAGAUCGUGCACCUGCAGGCCGGCCAGUGCGGCAACCAGAUCGGCGCCAAGUUCUGGGAGGUGAUCAGCGACGAGCACGGCAUCGAUCCUACUGGCACUUACCAUGGCGACAGCGACUUGCAGCUGGAGCGGAUCAACGUGUACUACAACGAGGCCACCGGCGGCAAGUACGUGCCCCGCGCUGUGCUCGUGGACCUGGAGCCGGGCACCAUGGACUCCGUGCGCUCGGGACCCUUCGGGCAAAUCUUCAGGCCAGACAACUUCGUUUUUGGUCAGAGCGGUGCUGGGAACAACUGGGCCAAGGGGCACUACACGGAAGGCGCGGAGCUGGUCGACUCGGUGUUGGAUGUUGUGAGGAAGGAAGCUGAGAGCUGUGACUGCCUGCAGGGCUUCCAGCUGACCCACUCCCUGGGUGGGGGGACCGGGUCUGGGAUGGGUACCCUCCUCAUCAGCAAGAUCCGGGAGGAGUACCCAGACAGGAUCAUGAACACGUUCAGCGUGGUGCCCUCGCCCAAGGUGUCGGACACGGUGGUGGAGCCUUACAACGCCACCCUCUCGGUCCACCAGCUGGUGGAGAACACGGACGAGACCUACUGCAUCGACAACGAGGCCCUGUACGACAUCUGCUUCCGCACCCUCAAGCUGACCACGCCCACCUACGGCGACCUCAACCACCUGGUGUCGGCCACCAUGAGCGGCGUCACCACCUGCCUGCGCUUCCCGGGCCAGCUCAACGCCGACCUGCGCAAGCUGGCCGUGAACAUGGUGCCCUUCCCCCGCCUGCACUUCUUCAUGCCCGGCUUCGCGCCGCUCACCAGCCGCGGCAGCCAGCAGUACCGCGCGCUCACGGUGCCCGAGCUCACGCAGCAGAUGUUUGACGCCAAGAACAUGAUGGCCGCCUGCGACCCGCGCCACGGCCGCUACCUGACCGUGGCCGCCGUCUUCCGCGGCCGCAUGUCCAUGAAGGAGGUGGACGAGCAGAUGCUCAACGUGCAGAACAAGAACAGCAGCUACUUUGUGGAGUGGAUCCCCAACAACGUGAAGACCGCCGUGUGCGACAUCCCGCCGCGCGGCCUCAAGAUGUCCGCCACCUUCAUCGGCAACAGCACGGCCAUCCAGGAGCUGUUCAAGCGCAUCUCGGAGCAGUUCACCGCCAUGUUCCGGCGCAAGGCCUUCCUGCACUGGUACACGGGCGAGGGCAUGGACGAGAUGGAGUUCACCGAGGCCGAGAGCAACAUGAACGACCUGGUGUCCGAGUACCAGCAGUACCAGGACGCCACGGCCGAGGAGGAGGGCGAGUUCGAGGAGGAGGCCGAGGAGGAGGUGGCCUAGAGCGGUCCCCUGGUGAGCGCGGGGAAGCGGUGUGAACGCUUUAUUCACGCACAGCCUGUUCUCUGUGUGCACUUGCUCUCCCUCCUGUCUUGACGCCACGUUGCUGUCCGGACGCCACCAUUAAAGCAUUUUCAUAGUG
Messenger RNA from Lontra canadensis (Northern American river otter), 1518 nucleotides. RefSeq names its product tubulin beta 4B class IVb (gene TUBB4B). Gene Ontology annotation, molecular function: GTPase activity; structural constituent of cytoskeleton; GTP binding. Gene Ontology annotation, biological process: microtubule cytoskeleton organization; mitotic cell cycle. The transcript is spliced from 4 exons. NCBI's taxonomy places the organism in Eukaryota, Metazoa, Chordata, Mammalia, Carnivora, Mustelidae. Bases 42 to 1379 code for a protein of 445 amino acids. The record is from RefSeq and is a predicted model, not a curated record. Gene Ontology annotation, cellular component: microtubule; cytoplasm.